AUGGCCCAGCUUCUCCGGGCGAGCUCGCCGGGCUGGUCUUCCCUCCCGCCGGAGCUCGCGGACCUCGUCCUCCGCCACCUGUCUUCCCUCGCCGACCGCGUGCGCUUCGCCUCCGUCUGCCGCCACUGGCUCCACGUCGCGAUCAGGUACUCGUCGCCCACCUUGCCUCGGGCGCUCCCGUGGCUCAGCUUCCCCGACGGCACCUUCCGGAGCCUCCCCGACGGCGAGCGGCACUCCUUCCGCUUCAGGAAGAACGACCUGUGCGCCGGCUCUUUCGGCUGCUGGAUACUGUUCGAGCAAGCAGGGCGCAGGCCAAGCCGCCGCCACUUUCUCGAGAACCCGGACCGCCACCCAUGCGUGGUAGUAUGCUGCCGGCCGGGCAUGUCUUCGUGGUCGACAGGCCUGUGCAACGACCAUUGGUACCAUGACAUGGCCUUCUACAAGGGGAAGCUCUUCACCGUCACCCAAGAAGGGAACCUCUUUGUUCACGAGGUUACCGAGGACAGUGACAAUGGUGAGCUGAGGGUUUCUCGAGUCGAAAAAGUGAUUCAGGCGCCACCCCCGUGGAAGUAUACGCUGGAUGGAUCUUAUGCAACUCUGAUCUGCGUCAGGACAUGCUACCUUGUUAUCUCUCGUGCUGAGAAGUUGCUGAUGGUACGGUGGAUCGUUCCUCUGGAUUAUUACAGUUCUAAGGACUCCACAAAACAGAUGACACUGAAGGUGUUUGAGGCAGAUUUUGAGAUGUCUCAAUGGCUAGAAGUGAAAAGCUUGGAUGAUCAGGUGCUCUUCGUCAGCUCAAAGUCCUCCAAGGCCAUCAGCGCAUCUAGUCACCGUCACUGCGACUAUCUGCGAGGGAACAAGAUAUAUUUCACCGAUGAAGACGGUUUUAAUAUUUCGCGCGUUUGGCCAUCUAACGAGCCACGUACCUGUGGCGUGUAUGAUAUGAGCAGCAACACUAUCCAUUCUAUUUCACUGGGUGACUUGCACAUCAGUGAUCAAUCAAAGGCCUCAUGGUUCUUCCCAUGA
This is a messenger RNA of Setaria italica (foxtail millet), 1026 nucleotides long. RefSeq lists its product as uncharacterized. Gene Ontology annotation, molecular function: protein binding. The record is from RefSeq and is a predicted model, not a curated record. The transcript is spliced from 3 exons. The coding region runs from base 1 to 1026 and encodes 341 amino acids. NCBI's taxonomy places the organism in Eukaryota, Viridiplantae, Streptophyta, Magnoliopsida, Poales, Poaceae.